AUGUCUCAGCAAGUAGAGAACAACAGUGAUCUUUUAUUACGUUCCAUAGAAUCCAACACAAAUCGUUUACCUUUACGAAAACGAAUAGCACCUGUACUCAAAUGGCAACCUGUAGAGACACCUGAAGAACAUUAUAAACAAUACCCACUGGCAUCGAGUCAAUACCCUGUACAUUCUAUCUCUGAUGCUUCUGAUAAUGGGACUGAAUCAGACGAUACAAAAAAACUAUUCAAAGAAGAAGAACAACAGAGACCUAUAAAGAAAGUAAAAAGAGGCAGACCUCCUUUACAGAGAAAUCAACCUAGUGAAUCUUCCAUCUCAAGUACAUCUGGCACACCUACCACCAUGUUAUUACUACCGCAUGAUAAAACAACAAAACCUGAUAUUUCUGUAGAUAAAAAUACACUGUACUGUAUAUGUAAAAGCCCUUAUGAUGGUACUCGAUUCAUGAUUGCCUGUGAUAAAUGUGACCAAUGGUUUCAUGGGGAAUGUAUUGGUAUCAGUGAAAAACAAGGCGAAUUUAUUGACCUGUAUUUCUGUGAUAGUUGUGCUAAACUCACUGGAAAAAAGACAAUAUGGAAACCUAAAUGUGCUAAUCCAAACUGUAAUAAUGCAGCCAGGAUUGGUACGAAUCUAGGUCACCUCAGUAAAUAUUGUACAGAUGUUUGUGGCAUGCAAGUCGCACGUGCUCGUAUUGAACUGGCUGAAAUGAAAAAGACCAAAGUAGUAGAAGACCUAGACUAUCACUAUAACCCUCUCUCUCGAAGUAAACUAAGCAGCUAUGCUGAUCUCGAUGACCGAUCAAGGUUACUACGAGUCAAGGAUGAAAAACUACAAGCAAAAGCAGUAAUUGCAUUAGGCGAACUCAAAUCAAAGCUAUUGUCAUUUGCCAUCCAAAAAGAACAAGACAUGUGUGGAUUUGAUUCAAGACUUGCUUGGCCUGAUGUCUAUUGGGAAAAAGUGGAUCAAGUAGACCAAGACCAACUGUUGGAUAGUCAUCAACACCCGAUACAAAAACCCUAUACAAUCUGUCCAUCAAGUAAAAAGUGCAACAAACAUCUGAAUUGGCAAAAACUAAAAGCUUCUGAAUUGGAACAAGAAAGAUCUAAACAGUUUAUUAUUUUAACCAUGUUAGAAAGAGAACGACAACAAAUCAAGGCUCGUAUGAGAAAACGACGCGAAGAAGUAGACCUUGUACAAUUUCUUGAUAAUGGUACUCUUCAUCAUAAAUAA
Gilbertella persicaria is the source of this 1233-nucleotide messenger RNA. RefSeq lists its product as uncharacterized. The record is from RefSeq and is a predicted model, not a curated record. Bases 1 to 1233 code for a protein of 410 amino acids. Gene Ontology annotation, biological process: positive regulation of DNA-templated transcription. NCBI's taxonomy places the organism in Eukaryota, Fungi, Mucoromycota, Mucoromycetes, Mucorales, Choanephoraceae. The transcript has 3 exons. Gene Ontology annotation, cellular component: Set1C/COMPASS complex.